This is a messenger RNA of Macrosiphum euphorbiae (potato aphid), 318 nucleotides long. Lineage: Eukaryota; Metazoa; Arthropoda; Insecta; Hemiptera; Aphididae. The record is from the annotation of a GenBank genome assembly.
AUGCCAAACUCUGGAAAUAACGCAAUGCCCGAAAGAAACGUCGAUCAAUGGUAUCUACUCCUUGCGAUAUUAAUCGGAGUUAUAAGUGGGGUGGCAGUAUGUUAUUGUAGUAGGUACACAGUGGUAUUGGAACAGUUAAACCUCGAGGAUUUUCUUGAAUUCGUCAAGAUGGCAAUAGAUGUGGCGAUAGAUAUUAUACGAAUCUACGAACAGUACCUGAUUGUAUCAGAAGAUGGAGUCUUGGUGGUGAAUUUACUUGAAUUCAUAAAGAUGAUAAUAGUUGUAGCAAUUGAUAUUUUACGUGGCAUAGCAAGAUAA